CUUAGAUUGCAUGUUACUGCACCCAUACUCCUUCCCUUCUACUGCUUCAUUCUUUCUAAGUGUGUCAGACUUCAUCAGACAAGGAACUAAGAAGGAAAAGAAUGGCACGUAAUCUGCUGAAGUAUGGCUCGCGCCUCUUCACGUCAAGUGAUGAUACCGGAGUGAUGAAGCACGUUGAGGACAGUCACAAGCCCGACGGCCGGAGUUUCGACGUCAAGCCUGUGCUCGCCGUUGUCGAGCAGAUCUUCGACCUUACUGCUCCUGCUUCCAUUACUACUCGGAUUGUGCCAGCAGCAGAGGAUGUGACUGAUGUCUCAACUGGGGUUGAUGCUCUGGACUCAUUGGGUUGCACCAUCCACAAGAUUGCUUGUGAGAUAACUUGUAGGUGCUCUGGCAAUGGGGAUGGACAUGAAACAACAAUGGUGCUCCUCAAGGGCCCACUCAGCCACUAUGAGUGGGAUGCAAAGGCGGUGCUAGUGCUGGCCGCUUUUGCCAUGACCUAUGGUGAGUUUUGGCUCACCAGCCAGCUUCACGCAGUGAACAAUCCCUUGGCCAAGUCAGUGGCAGUCCUCAAGCAGCUGCCGGAGCUGUUGGAGCACGUUGACACCCUGAAGCCGCGGUUCGAUGCCCUGAACAACCUGUUCGCGGAGCUGCUGGCCCUUACCAGGUGCAUCAUAGAGUUCAGUGACAUGCCCAAGGACUACAUCUCCAUGGACACGCCAACCCUGAAGACAGCCCAGGCUUACAUCCCAACCGCUGUCUACUGGAUCGUCAAGAGUGUAAUCACCUCUUCUUCACAGGUCAUUGGGCUCAUUUGCAUGGGUCAUGAGUACCUUGCUUCAGCCUCAGAGGCUUGGGAGCUCUCUAACUUGGCUCAUAAGGUGAAGAACAUACACGACCACCUAAGGAAUCUACUGAAAAAAUGCCUUGAUCUCAUAGAUGAGAAGAGGCAGGAAGAAUCUUACCAUCUGCUUGAACGUACCUUCCAAACACCACAUCUUGAUAACAUGAGGCUCCUAAGGUUAAUGUUCCCUUCACAAGAUGACUGCCCCCUCAUUCUGCGCGAUCCUUCAAAAAAGGUAAAUAUCGAUGUGUUGCACAGAAAGAUGGUGGUACUCUUGAUCUCGGAGUUACAAAUCAAGCAGGAAGAGCUCUCAUUUCUUGAGAAAAUCUAUCGAGAUACCCAUGGCCAUGGGUAUGUCCCUGCAUAUGAGCUUGUAUGGGUUCCUAUUGUGGACCAUGUUGUGCCACAGUCCUCGAUCACCAAGCCAGGCGCCAUCAAGCUGACAAGCGACGAAGACAAGGUUCUGCUAGCCCUGGCAGCUAAAAUGCCAUGGUACACUACAUACCCACAUCCACACCAUAACUCAGCAUUUGUCAGAUACAUUAAAAAGGAGUGGCACUUUGUCAAAAAUAAGCCUAUUUUGGUGGUCUUAGAUGCACAAGGGAAACUUGCAAACCGAAAUGCUUUGUAUAUGGUUUAUAUCUGGGCCACUGUUGCCUUCCCCUUUUAUAGCUCAAGGGAAGAAACACUUUGGAAAGCUGAAACGUGGAAGUUCGAGCUGGUGGUGGGAUACUUGGACAACAAAUUGUCUCGUUCGAUAAGUGAAGGCAAGUUAGUUUGCCUAUAUGGAGGAGAAAGCAUUGACUGGAUCAGGUACUUCACAAAGGAGAUGGAAAAAAUCAUGAAGGCAGCAUCAAUUAACGUGGAGAUGGUAUAUGUAGGAAAGAACCACCCAAAUUUCCCAGUCAAGAAGAACAUUGAAGCGAUCAAGAAAGAGAAACUGAGCGGGACAUGGGACUUCGACACAAUUUGGCUCUUUUGGACAAGGCUGGAGAGCAUGAUGCACUCCAAGCUGCAGAGUGACAGGAGCACAGAGACCGACCAGAUACUUCAGGAGGUGAUCACACUACUCACCUAUGGGAACAGCAACUAUGGUUGGGCUAUGGUAAGCAAGGGCUCUCUUGAGAUGGUGAAGGCUGAAGGCAAGGUGCUCAUUAACCUCUUGGACAACUUUGAUUCAUGGAAGGACAAGAUUGGCACUGAUGGAUUCGACAAAGCAUUCCAAAGUGGCCUCGUUCCUCUCCAAUCUGCGGAUCACUGUGUUAGACUUGUGCUCCCCAGCACCAGUCCUGUGCACAAAGUGUCGUGCCCCGAGUGCAGGAAGAUCAUGGAGAGGUACCUUCUUUUCCAAUGCUGCGAUACCCAAGAUGAUUCGCGGGGCUCGGAAGAAGAUGCUGCGGCUACUGCAGUUGCAGGUCUACCUACAGCAGCAGCUACUCAAGCUGCAACUUUGCCUUCGACUGUUCCUGCCCAAGUUGUAGCUGCUUCUCCACCAAGUGCCGGUGUCGUUACUGCCCAAGCUACAGCUGCGUCUCCAGCAGGUGCUGCAACUUUUCCUCCAACUAUUCCUGCCCAAGCUACAGUUGUGUCCCCACCAAGUGCUGGUGUCGUUGCAGCGCAAGCGACAGAUGCGUCUCCAGCAGGUGCUGGUCAAUUUGUAGCCGACCUCUUUGCCAAGUCGCAGCCCCCACGACCCUGAUUAGCUAGCUCCAAACUGACAUCCAGUGAACAGUUCUCUACUAAAUAAGAAUCUGUAAAACAAGUUUUUCGAUUGGGAGCGUCGACAUGCUUUGAGUGCUUCUAGGUUGCAUGUCCUUUUGAUGCAGUAGUCCAGGUUCCCUUUAAUGGAACCUGAAAGUAGCUCUGUCAGUGUGCUAGUUGUUAGAUGUGACAAGAACGACGAAAUAAAAUCGCUUUACCGUGAA
Molecule: messenger RNA, 2769 nt
Organism: Nymphaea colorata (pocket water lily)
Lineage: Eukaryota; Viridiplantae; Streptophyta; Magnoliopsida; Nymphaeales; Nymphaeaceae
Product: protein SIEVE ELEMENT OCCLUSION B-like
Exons: 7
Coding region: 102-2543 (813 amino acids)
Biological process (GO): phloem development
Source: RefSeq, a predicted model, not a curated record